Molecule: messenger RNA, 1032 nt
Organism: Mus caroli (Ryukyu mouse)
Lineage: Eukaryota; Metazoa; Chordata; Mammalia; Rodentia; Muridae
Source: RefSeq, a predicted model, not a curated record
UUCUCGGAGUGACCAGCAGUGGACCUGCAAGGACUUAUCCAAUGAAUGGCGACACUCAAGGACAUGACCAUAGGUCUUCAGUGAGGAAGAACUGGGGUUGCUGGACGCUGCUCGGAGGAAGCUGUACUGUGACGUGAUGCUGGAGAACUUCAGGAAUGUGGUGUCACUGGGGCAUCAGACCGGGACUCCAGAUGGUUUGCUCGGGCUCAAGAGAGAAGACGUGUUUUGGAUGUUGACAGUGGCUAGCUGGAGCAGGGAAUCUACAGGAGACAAGAAUCCUGAGGAGAUGGAGUCUCUUGAGGAAGUGGGAUUGAGGCACCUGCCACACGAGGCGCUUUUCUGCUCACAAAUCUGGCAGCAGUGUCUUGCACUUAAACUACGAUGGGGAAACGAAUCCAAGCAGAGUCACUGUUCUCAGCAUCUCACAGGAACCCGGAUGCUACUUCCAGCCUCUCUGCUCAUGCUUUGCAGCGGUGCACCAGGACAAGACAGAUUUGCUAAAGUGCAUAUAAUCACCAAAGAUGAAGGAUCCUGGGCUUUUAAUCUGUAAUGUUUCUAAGACUGUGUCAGUGUCAACAACAAAAGGAAGAAGUUUUGCAGAACAAAAGUGAUGAACACUUGAUAGUCUGAUCGAGGUAAAUAUUAUUCAUAGCAUAUAACCUAGUCCUUGCUCUCGCUGUUUCUAUGGCUUGGGCUUUGUGGCUCCUUCCAAGGCUCGGCUACAUCAUUCGCUAAGGGAUCACCUGGAUUAGGAGUGCUUAAGAAAGCCUGGAUUGACUGCAGAACUGCACAUCUGCAGUGCCAAGAACCGCUUAUCUUUCAAAAUAUCCCAACAUAGUCUCCCUGACUCCACGUAGGAGGAUGAAGAUUGGCGCUUUAGGUGCUGCUGUUGGGUGUGCGUCUGGAAGGAAUAGUUAUGCCUAAAAGUCACUCCCUCAAGAUUGCAAUCCUGGGGCUCCCCUGAAGUGGCCACAUGAAAAUAACAGGUGCUGCUCUUAUUUGGUUCUGCUUUAAAGCCAGGAGCUGGUCCUG